AUGUACAUCUGCAAAAGUCUCUUCUCUCUUUCUCUCAAGAAUUCUGCACAUCUCAACAAAACCCCAAUCUCUCUUUUCUCUCUCCUCUUCUUCUCUUCCUCUCCAAAAACCCCCAAUGCGGUAGCUGAUUACUUGAUUGAGAGACACAAAAUUUCUCCUGAAACUGCUUCGAAAGUCUCUUCCUCUCCAAAAAGCCCCAAUCUGACAAGGCCUGAAAAGAUCGAUUCGAUUCUGUCAUUUCUCCAGGAAAGUGGUUUUGCGGAUACCAAUCUCGAGCAUGUCAUAAAAAACGCGCCUCAACUUCUCUCUGCAAAUCUUGAGCUUUCCAUCAAACCCAAAUUCAAGUUUUUUCAAGACUUGGGUAUUUCUUGUAGCGAUAUUGUGAAAAUUGUUUCGUCUGACCCACGGAUUCUAGCUUGUAGCGUUGAUAGUCAUCUUGGCCCAUCGAUUUUAUCAUUGAAGAGUAUUUUGGGUUCAAAUAUGGAUGAUGUGUCUAAGGUUUUAAAGAAAUCUCGGAGGAUUUUGGCUUAUGAUUUGGCGAAAACUAUGAUACCCAAUAUUGAAUUUUUGAAGAGCUGUGGCAUUAGUUCGUCGAAAAUAACUCGAAGUGUCUAUAGUUUCCCAACAUUUUUCUAG
Messenger RNA from Cornus florida, 636 nucleotides. RefSeq lists its product as uncharacterized. Gene Ontology annotation, biological process: regulation of DNA-templated transcription; chloroplast organization. Gene Ontology annotation, cellular component: chloroplast. The record is from RefSeq and is a predicted model, not a curated record. Lineage: Eukaryota; Viridiplantae; Streptophyta; Magnoliopsida; Cornales; Cornaceae. Bases 1 to 636 code for a protein of 211 amino acids. Gene Ontology annotation, molecular function: double-stranded DNA binding. The transcript has a single exon.